CUCCUUUCCCUACCUCAACAAGCAACUUGAAUGUCUGAAUGCAAACACAGACUGUGAGAAGAACCUGUUUUUGUCCCGUGAAUGUUAGAAGAACCUAUAUUUCACAGAAACUACAGUAAAUCUUCAAUCACUGAUCAGAUACCCUGUCUCUAACAAGAUGUCAUCUCGAAUUUCAAACAAAGACGAUGCAGAGCGAUACCUUUUUGUAGACCGAAACCCUAUGAGUAGCACUGCCACUCAGGCUGACUGGACAUCAAAAAAGCUUGUUUGGGUUCCUUCAGAAAAGCAUGGAUUUGAAACGGCUAGUGUAAAGGAAGAGCGAGGCGAUGAAGUCAUGGUGGAGCUGUCAGAAAAUGGCAAGAAGAUAUUGAUCAAUAAAGAUGAUAUACAGAAGAUGAACCCACCCAAAUUUACCAAGGUCGAGGACAUGGCAGAGCUAACCUGCUUGAAUGAAGCAUCUGUAUUGCACAACCUCAAGGAUCGUUACUACUCUGGCUUAAUUUAUACAUAUUCAGGUCUCUUUUGUGUAGUGAUUAAUCCUUACAAGAACCUUCCUAUAUAUACUGAACAAAUAGUGGAAAUGUACAGAGGAAAAAAACGCCAUGAGAUGCCCCCUCACAUAUAUGCUAUAUCAGAGACAGCUUAUCGCAGCAUGCUUCAAGAUCGAGAGGAUCAGUCCAUCCUUUGCACUGGAGAAUCAGGAGCAGGUAAAACCGAGAAUACAAAGAAGGUCAUCCAGUAUCUAGCUCAUGUUGCUUCAUCACAUAAAGGGCGUAAAGAACAUACAAAUCCGAGCUCCAGCAUUGUGUCAUAUGGAGAACUUGAGCAACAACUCCUACAGGCGAAUCCUAUCUUAGAGGCCUUUGGGAAUGCAAAGACAGUAAAAAAUGACAAUUCUUCGCGAUUUGGUAAAUUUAUCCGUAUUAAUUUUGAUGUAGCUGGUUACAUCGUUGGAGCCAACAUUGAAACCUAUUUACUGGAAAAAUCUCGAGCAAUUCGUCAAGCCGUAGAUGAACGAACAUUUCAUAUCUUUUACCAGCUUUUGGCGGGAGCUAAUGAACAUAUUAAAACUGACUUACUAUUGGAAGCUUUUGCUCAGUAUCGUUUUCUGUCUAACGGCAACAUAACCAUCCCUGGGCAACAAGACAAGGAGAUCUUCCAGGAGACACUGGAGUCCAUGAAAAUCAUGGGCAUUAACCAUGAAGAAAUCAUGUCAAUGUUGAAGAUGGUUUCAGCAGUUUUGCAAUUUGGAAACAUUAUUUUUCGUAAGGAAAGAAACACAGACCAGGCUUCGAUGCCUGAUAACACAGCUGCUCAAAAAUUAUGCCACCUGUUGGGACUGAAUGUCACAGAGUUUACACGUGCCAUCCUGAUGCCAAGAAUUAAAGUUGGACGUGAUUAUGUUCAAAAGGCCCAGACUAAAGAACAGGCUGACUUUGCUGUGGAGGCUCUUGCAAAGGCACAAUAUGAAAGACUUUUCCGUUGGUUGGUUCAACGCAUCAACAGGGCUCUAGAUAGAACAAAGAGGCAGGGGGCAUCAUUUAUUGGAAUUCUGGAUAUAGCUGGAUUUGAAAUAUUUGAGCUGAACUCCUUUGAACAAUUGUGCAUUAAUUACACAAAUGAGAAGCUGCAGCAGCUCUUCAAUCACACCAUGUUCAUUUUGGAACAGGAGGAAUAUCAGAGGGAAGGCAUUGAAUGGAAUUUUAUUGACUUUGGUUUAGAUCUUCAGCCAUGCAUUGACCUCAUUGAAAGGCUGGCAAACCCUCCAGGUGUUCUGUCCCUAUUGGAUGAGGAAUGCUGGUUUCCCAAAGCUACCGAUAAAAGUUUUGUUGAAAAGGUUAUUCAGGAAUUGGGGACACAUCCUAAAUUCCAGAAACCAAGACAGCUGAGAGACAAAGCUGAUUUGUGCAUUAUCCAUUAUGCAGGGAAGGUGGAUUACAAAGCAGAUGAAUGGCUGAUGAAAAAUAUGGAUCCUUUGAAUGAUAAUGUAGCGACAUUGUUACACCAAAGUACAGAUAAGUUUACUGCAGAGCUUUGGAAAGAUGUGGAUCGAAUUGUUGGAUUGGAUCAAGUGACUGGAAUGUCUGAGAUAUCAUUUGGUGGUUCCGCAUACAAGACAAAAAAAGGCAUGUUUCGCACAGUGGGACAACUGUACAAAGAGUCACUAUCGAAGCUCAUGUCUACAUUGAGAAACACUAACCCUAACUUUGUCCGCUGUAUCAUUCCAAACCACGAGAAAAAGGCUGGAAAACUGGAGCCUCACCUGGUCCUUGACCAAUUACGUUGUAAUGGAGUACUCGAAGGAAUCCGAAUUUGCAGACAGGGUUUCCCAAAUCGAAUUAUCUUUCAAGAGUUCAGGCAAAGAUAUGAAAUUCUGACUCCAAAUGCUAUCCCCAAAGGUUUUAUGGAUGGCAAGCAAGCAUGUCAUAUAAUGAUCAAGGCUUUAGAGCUGGACCCAAAUCUGUAUCGUUUAGGACAGAGUAAAAUUUUCUUCCGAGCUGGAGUACUUGCUCAUUUGGAAGAGGAGAGAGAUUUGAAGAUCACAGAUAUAAUUGUGCUUUUCCAGGCAGCUGCCCGUGGAUACCUGGCCAGAAAAGCAUUUAUGAAGAAACAGCAACAGAUGAGUGCCCUUAAAGUAGUACAGCGAAACUGUGCUGCAUACCUGAAACUAAGACACUGGCAAUGGUGGCGGCUGUUUACCAAGGUUAAGCCAUUGCUUCAAGUGACCCGACAGGAUGAGGUUAUGCAAGCAAAAGUAGUAGAGCUACAGAAAAUUAAAGAUAACCAAGUAAAGACUGAGAUGGACCUGAAGGAUCUGGGUAAUAAGUAUCAGCAGUUGUUAGAAGAAAAGUCAAUUUUGGCAGAACAGCUACAAGCAGAGACAGAGUUGUUUGCUGAGGCAGAGGAAAUGAGGGCCAGACUUGUAUCAAAGAAGCAGGAGCUUGAGGAAAUUUUGCAUGAUUUGGAAUCUCGUGUGGAAGAGGAAGAAGAACGCAACUUGCAAAUGCAGAAUGAGAAAAAGAAAAUGCAGCAGCAUAUGCAGGACUUGGAAAACCAGUUGGAAGAAGAAGAGGCUGCUCGACAGAAACUUCAGCUGGACAAAGUAACAACUGAAGCUAAGUUCAAAAAGAUGGAAGAGAGUAUACUAUUGCUUGAAGAUCAGAAUGCAAAACUAAGCAAGGAGAGGAAAAUGUUUGAAGAUCGGAUUUCUGAUUUUACUUCCACCAUGGCAGAGGAAGAAGAGAAAGUAAAAAGUCUGAGCAAGCUCCGUAAUAAAUAUGAAGCCAUUAUUGCUGAUAUGGAGGAUCGUUUGAAAAAAGAAGAAAAGGGAAGACAGGAGAUGGAAAAGUUAAAGAGAAAGUUGGAUGGAGAGACAACUGAUUUACAUGAUCAACUCCUAGAGCUCCAACAGCAGAUUGAGGAACUAAAACAACAACUGGCUCGCAAGGAGGAAGAACUGCAAGCUGCUCUUGCUAGAGUUGACGAAGAAGCUGGUCAAAAAAACAGCUUGUUGAAGCAGCUACGUGAGUUACAAUCUCAGCUUGCUGAGUUACAAGAAGAUAUGGAGUCAGAAAGAGCUGCACGGGCAAAGGCAGAAAAACAGCGCCGGGAUCUAGGAGAGGAACUGGAAGCAUUAAAAACUGAAUUAGAAGAUACUUUGGAUUCAACUGCAACACAGCAGGAACUGAGGUCAAAACGGGAACAAGAGGUGACCGACCUCAAGAAGACAAUUGAAGAAGAAGCAAAAGUACAUGAAUCUCUGGUUUUGGAGAUGCGCCACAGGCAUACACAGGCUGUUGAAAAUAUCUCAGAACAACUUGAACAAUCGCGCAGGUUGAAAGUCAAUCUAGAGAAAGUGAAACAGACUCUUGAGAGUGAGAACUCUGACUUGGUCAAAGAAGUCAAAUCUCUCCAGACAGCUAAACAGGAUUCGGAACAAAAAAGGAAAAAACUAGAGGCACAGGUGUCUGAACUUCAGAUUCAAGUUGUUGACAGUGAAAGAGUAAAGACCGAACUUGCAGAAAAAUUUAACAAGCUCCAGGCUGAGUUGGAUGGAAUGUCCUCUUCAUUAGGUUCAACAGAAACCAGAGCUAUCAAGCUAAGUAAGGAUCUGUCUACUGUGCAGUCAAAUCUUCAGGAUACCCAGGAUUUGCUUCAAGAGGAGACAAGACAAAAACUGAACAUGAGCUCCCGAGCAAAGCAGUUAGAGGAUGAAAAGAAUAAUCUUUUGGAGAGACUGGAUGAAGAAGAAGCAGCCAAAGGUCACCUAAGCCGCCAGAUUCAAGCUCUACAGCAACAACUACUUGAGUCUAAAAAGAGAAUGGAAGAAAAUGGUGGUGUAGUGGAAGGCCUGGAAGAUGCCAAGAAGAAGAUGGCAAAGGAGUUAGAUCUUAUGCAACAGCGUUUUGAGGAAAAACAUCAAGUCAAUGACAAGCUAGAAAAAACUAGGAAUCGAUUGCAACAGGAACUGGAUGAUUUAUUGGUGGAUCUAGAUAAUCAACGACAAAUUGUUUCAAACUUGGAAAAGAAACAGAAGAAGUUUGAUCAGAUGCUAGCGGAAGAAAAGAAUAUUUCAGCACGGUAUGCAGAAGAGCGAGACAGAGCAGAGGCUGAGGCUCGUGAAAAAGAAACUAAAGCUCUGUCCCUGGGUCGAGCACUUGAAGAAGCUCUUGACCUAAAGGAUGAACUUGAUAGACACAAUAAACAGCUACGAGCAGAGAUGGAUGACCUUAUAAGCUCCAAGGAUGAUGUUGGCAAAAAUGUUCAUGAAUUGGAAAGGUCUAAGAGAGCUUUGGAACAACAAGUACAGGAAAUGAAAACCCAGAUAGAAGAACUGGAAGAUGAGCUUCAGGCAAAUGAAGAUGGAAAACUGCGCCUGGAAGUCAACAUGCAAGCCAUGAAAGCACAGUUUGAAAGGGACCUCCAAAAUAGGGAUGAUUCAAGUGAUGAGAAGAAGAAAUUGCUAUUCAAACAGGUACGAGAUCUAGAAGUCGAAUUAGAUGAAGAACGAAAACAAAAGGCUCAAUUUGUUGCUGCUAAGAAGAAGCUUGAAAUGGAUCUGCAAGAAAUGGAGAGCCAGAUAGAUGGUGCUAACAAGGGCCGGGAAGAAGCAGUAAAGCAGCUAAAAAAAUUACAGCUCCAGUUCAAAGAAGUAUGGCGUGAAGUGGAGGAAACACGGUCAUCACGAGAGGAGAUUUUCAUCCAGUCGAAGGAAAAUGAGAAGAGACUUAAGAGUUUGGAAGCAGAACUUCUCCAGUUACAGGAGGAUUUGGCAGCUGCUGAACGUGCAAAGAGACAAGCUCAGCAGGAGAGAGAUGACUUAGCAGAUGAACUGUCGAAUGGCGUCAGUGGCAAAUCUGCCCUACUGGAUGAAAAGCGUGCUUUGGAGGCCAGAAUAGUGCAACUAGAGGAGGAACUUGAUGAGGAACAGAAUAACAUGGAGCUUUUAAAUGACAGAUACAGGAAGUACACCCUUCAGGUUGAAACAAUGACCACUGAGCUGUCAGCAGAGCGAAGCUUCUCUCAAAAGGCUGAAAAUUCCCGCCAACAAAUGGAAAGGCAAAACAAAGACCUAAAGGUGAAAUUAAAUGAGUUGGAUUCCACUAUCCGGUCAAAAUACAAGAUCUCUAUUGCCUCUUUAGAAUCUAAGAUUGCACAGCUGGAGGAGCAAAUGGAACAAGAGUCAAGAGAACGUUUGUUGGCCAACAAGUUAGUUCGACGUGCUGAAAAGAGACUAAAGGAAGUUCUUUUGCAAGUGGAGGAAGAGCGUAGGAAUGCUGAUCAAUUUAAGGAUCAGCUUGACAAGGCUCAUAUCAGAAUGAAGCAAUUAAAACGUCAACUAGAGGAGUCUGAAGAGGAAGCGUCUAGAGCAAACUCAAACCGUCGAAGACUGCAAAGAGAAUUGGAGGAUGUGACAGAAUCAGCAGAAUCCAUGAACCGUGAAGUCACUACACUUAGAAGCAGGUUGAGACGGGCUCCUAUUCAACUCACUACACGCACAAUCCGCCAGGUAUACCACCUUGAAACUAUGUCUGACGAGGAUUCGGAAGCUACUAGUGGGGAGCCAUCUGCUAACCAUCAACAGGCCCAGAAAGAGUGAAAGAAAAAGACAUGUAGUAUAGCUCAUCUACCUUUCCCUACGCCUAUCAACAGCAAAUGAUAUUGAACAUUGAAUGGUGCAACACAUACUAUAACAUACUUUAACUUAAGACCAUGUAAAGGGUGACUAAAAUGUUCUAAUGACUUCAUACUAUGGAGGAGACUUACCAAAAUAUUGUGUUCUGAAUAGUGUUGUUAAGAUGUAAAAAGUCACCAAAAGAAUAUGAAUUCUGAUCUCAUUGGUUUCUUUGGUUACUGCCCCACUUCUAGCACUUUGCUCCAUUUUUCAGAACACCAUAGAUAAAUAAAUCCUAUAUGUAUUCUUAAGCCAUACAUUUCAUUGAGUAUUUUAUAAAACUCAAGGUAUGGUAUGGUAUGAUAUGCGGUCUAUUAUCCGAUUAAGAGUCUAUAAAAAUUACAUUAUGUAAAAUCUUAGAAU
Molecule: messenger RNA, 6538 nt
Organism: Pelobates fuscus (common spadefoot toad)
Lineage: Eukaryota; Metazoa; Chordata; Amphibia; Anura; Pelobatidae
Product: myosin-10-like
Exons: 42
Coding region: 158-6100 (1980 amino acids)
Biological process (GO): actomyosin structure organization; mitotic cytokinesis; regulation of cell shape
Cellular component (GO): myosin II complex; myosin filament; cytoplasm
Molecular function (GO): ATP binding; actin filament binding; microfilament motor activity
Source: RefSeq, a predicted model, not a curated record